This is a messenger RNA of Penicillium brasilianum, 1850 nucleotides long. The record is from the annotation of a GenBank genome assembly. Lineage: Eukaryota; Fungi; Ascomycota; Eurotiomycetes; Eurotiales; Aspergillaceae.
UUCCCUUCUUAACACACUUCCAUCCGAGACACGCCUCCCCAGCAUCUCGGCGAAUAUAUUCUCAAUCUAGCUUGACUCUACCACCUCGGCUUCCUCCAUAAAUCGAGACCAAUUUCCCCGAUCGGUAUCCUCGUCCCCCGCAUACCCUACCCGUCACCGGCAUAAUGACGGAUAUGAUCAUCGCCCAAGCAAUCGGGACGCUGGGCUGUAGCUUUACGGCUGGCGGCGUCAUGACCCUCUCCAUAAUGGACAUACCCAACCUUGCUCUCCCCGCACGCCGUCCCCCAGGCGCGACGAUUCCCUGCAACGAAAUACCCGGGACACCCAUCGCCCAUUUAACACACCAGUGGCUCGAUGUCUACGAGCGCGGCAAGAACAUCUUCCCGCCGAUCGCGAUAGUCGCGUCUCUAGCCAACGGGUAUCUCGCAUGGACAUUGCGCGAUAUGCCCGUUCCGACGAGGACCGGUCAAUCUUGGACAAGCUUCUACGUCACCGCUGUAGUGGUCACGCUGAGCAUGGUGCCCUGGACGCUGACGGCGAUGAAGAGUACGAAUGACCGGCUGCGGGCGCAUGCGACGCGGGACGAUGCAGCGGUCGCGGAGGGGACGGAGGGAAUGGUGGUGAGUGCGGCGGAGAAGGUUCGUCGUACGAAGGAAGAUGAUGAGGUUCCCAUGUUACUGUGGAGAUGGGCAGAGUUGAAUUUCUGUCGGUCUUUGUUUCCGUUGGCUGGGGCUGCUAUGGGGUUUUGUGGGGUUGUGUGGAUGAAGUAGAUAUUUUUUUUUUGGAUUUGAGGAUAUCAAAGGUUAUGUACAAGGCGUAAUAUCCCAGGUGGGGUGGGUAUCGUAGGGGGCGGGGGGUUUCUAAUGAUAGGCGCCGCGGCAAUUUAAGCUUGCACAUCAGCUGGACUGGAUAAGUGUUCAAACGAUGCGUAGAAGGUAGAAGCAAGGACCGUGCAGCAGUAGCAUGUCUUUAUGACUUCUCGUUGUCCUCCGCAAAGCCAUUGGCUUCGGUUGUAGACUCGUCCCCGGCGGGCUCCUUUUCGUCCGUAGACCACUGGCUGGAGUGCUGCAAGGCCUCAUCGGCAGUGAUUUCUUCCAAGGGGCUGGACUUGUCAGAUUGUCCCUGUGCCUUUUCCGUGUCCUGGGAGUCGCCGCGUGAGUCAUCAUCUAUGGCAAAUCCAACAAUCUUGCCGGUGCCGGGCUGCGAACGCGACUCCUCGAGGACGUCGCCGUUCCAUGGCUGGCACUUCUUGACAAUCUCACCACACCGGAGACAGACCCAGCCCUGCCCUUCUUCGGCUUCCAGCUUCUGUACGAUACAGACGAAACAGUAGAUACAGCCGCAAGGAAUGGUCUCAUAAGGAUUUGUAAUAUCUGUCUGAGCAGACCCCGAAAUUCCACCUGCUCCCGCCGAGGCUGCAAGGACGUCGCUUUCGGUCGUCGCAGCCGGAUUCUGAUCCCGAUAGCAGAUUGCGCACGUCCGUUCCGGGAGAAAGGCCAGCUCUCCUUGCUUCUCGGUGGUUUCCUCGUCGUCCUCACUCGACUUGAGCGCUUUGACGGUCUUGCGCCAUGCGCGUGAGAUCCAUCGCUUCCAACGGCUGAUACCGACCAGAGGAAGCAGGAAGAGGAGGAACUCGGUGAAAGCGUGCCAGACCAGCUGUCGGUUCAAGUAUUCAAAGGAAACUUCACGACUGGCCUGAGCGGAUGGUGGCGUGAGGCGGAUGCGGAGGAUUCGAUCGACGAGGGUUCGAUAGCGACCGUUCACUAGGAAAACAAGGAAGGAAACGAAGGCUGCGACCGAGUGUGUCGUGGAAACGAGAUCUGUAAUUCGCGAGAACAUCCGAACUUCCU